AUGACCGAAUCGAGGACAGAAAGCAUGCCGAUGGACGAAGGAGAAGUUGUGUACGUUUUUAUAUGUUUCCUUUAAAAAACACGAUAUUAUAUCAAAUUCAAUGAAAACUUGCAAAUAUUUCAGAAAAACGAAUAAUCAGCCGACGGAGAACCGGCCAUUCGCUCUGAAACGCUGGAACGCUUUGGCCGUCUGGGCCUGGGACGUCGACUGCGAUACUUGCGCCAUUUGUCGCGUGCAUUUAAUGGGUUUGUGUAUUUUAAAUUCCCAUUUACUUUGAAAUUUUUUUUAAUUACACAACAUAUUGUUCAGGUUAUUGUCGAUAAGAAAAUGCUCUAUGCUUUUGAUAACCAUUCAUACAACUUUUUCCAAUAAAAUUUCAUUUUUAAGAAGUGUAAAACUCAGCAAAAAUCGAACUUUAGCGUUUUUGAGAAAACUGCAAACUUUUUCAUCAAGAAUCAAACAGUUAAAAGACUUCUCAAUCCUACCGAUUUCUAUUUUUUCAACAUUAUUUCCUCUAGUUUCUUUCUACAUUAUUCAAUAACGUUCCAUACAUUUCUAAAACUCUCCAAGUUUUUCCGAAAUCUUCCUUUCAAGAAGAGACUCGAAGUUUCACUUUAUACUAUAAUUUCUGUAACUUUUAUAAUCUAUUCUAGAAUAUUCCAUAACUUCAGGACUUUUGUCCUAUAUUUUAAGUGUUAUAGCUCCUCGUUAAUAAUUAAUCUUCUACUCUAACCUCUUCACGGGCCAACGCGUUUCAUCACCAAUUUUUUCAGCCUUGAAUAUUUUUCCAUCGUGUUCUCCAAUGGAAAACGGUUUCCAGAAGAAUGCCUUCGAUGUCAGUCGGAGUCAUCGACGGAAUGCGUCGUCGUUUGGGGCGACUGCAAUCAUUCGUUCCACAAUUGCUGCAUGAGCCAGUGGAUCCGUCAGAACAACCGUUGCCCGCUCUGCCAAAAGGUUCUUUUCAUUGUUUCAUUCGGAAAAAUCUGAGCAAAUAAAAAAAAAAAAACACUUUUACUAGAAAGUUUCAGCCAAUAAACCUACACUGUGCUUUUUGGAACGCAAAACCUUGAAAUGUUUUGUUUUUGGAAAAGCUGCUCCUUUUUAAAGAUUCUCAAUAUCUCAGAUCCUUUGAAAAAUGUUUAGGCGCAGACUUAUUCUGCGCCAUUUGGCUUUAGGCUGGGUUGUGGAAAAAAAGGGCGUUUCGUUAACUUUUUCUCUUAAUCGAAUAUGUUGUAAAACACAAUUUUUAGGAUUUGUAAAACACAGUUUUUAGGACACAAAACCGAAUAUCCUCAUUCAGCCAGUUUUCGAGAUACGGUAGCUCAAACUAUUGCGGUAAAAAGAGAAAAAAAAAACACACAACUUGAACUCAACAAAAAUUGAAAAAAUUUUCACUGAAAAAAAUAUUCCCAAAUAGUUUGCCAAAAACACCAGUUUUAUUGCCAGUAAAUGUUUCCUCAGUGUUAUUGAAGGCUUAAAAAGGUUAGAAAUUUGAAUCAGAAAAAAAGAUUCCUGAAACUUUUUUUAUGAUGCUAGUGAGUGAUUUUUCCAGAAAGGUACAUAAUUUGGGAAUAUUUUUAUCAGUGAAAAAUUUUUCGAUAGAUUGAAUUUUCGAUUUUUUGUUCAGUUCAGGUUGAUUAAAUUUUGAGAAACUGCGGGGGAAACCCAAAUCCUUUUGUUUUUUGGCUCCCCCAAGAUGGCGACUGGGGUUUAUAUUGCAACAGCGUUGAGUUUUAGUUCAAAGAUUCUUUCAACACUAAGAAAAAAAGUUGUGUUCAAAACUCAGCUUUACUAAAAAAAUCAUUUAGAAAAAUUCGCGUUUUUCUAAAGGUUGACUCUCUUUGGUUUAAAAAUAUCUGAAAAAUUGUUAAAACAGAACAUUCAAACUUGAAAUUUUAUUGAAACAAUCAUUUUUUUCUUCUAGAACUGGGUCGUUCAGCGGAUCGGAAAGUAA
Molecule: messenger RNA, 1954 nt
Organism: Caenorhabditis auriculariae
Lineage: Eukaryota; Metazoa; Nematoda; Chromadorea; Rhabditida; Rhabditidae
Source: the annotation of a GenBank genome assembly